AAUAAUACCCGACCAUAAUAGCUUGAUUUCCAUCUUGGCGAUGCGUUUUCUCCAUUUUGAAACGCCGGCGACUCCCAAGUCCAGUUCCGUUUACUGCUUAGAGGUUAAGGAUGAGUAAGCCCGGCGGUCCCGGCGCCGGAGGUGGACCGACGGCGGCAGCCGCUGCGGCGGCUGCGCAGAAGCAGAAAUCCCUUCUGCAAAGGGUCGACACUGACAUCGCCAAUAUAGUCGACAACUUCGGCCUCCUUGUGAACGUUGCUCGGGUAAACGAUCUUCCCGUCCGGAACGCGCAGGAGGCGUUCCAGAUGGAAACGCGAGCCUCCAGAAUGGUUCAGGCGGCAGACUCGCUUCUUAAGCUGGUGUCGGAGCUGAAGCAAACGGCCAUUUUCUCAGGCUUUGAAUCUUUGAACGAGAAUGUGGAGCGGCGAAUAGCGGAAUUCAAUCAGCUGGAGGAAAGCUCGGAUCGGUUGCUGCAGAGGAUCGGGGAGCAGGCGGCAGUCAGCCUCAAUGAGCUGGAAACCCAUUAUUACUCUUCGGUCCAGAGGGCUCAUCGUCAAGUAGGAUGAUUAGUAGACAAACACAUAACGGUAAGAAAGCAAGAAAGAACAGUUGGUCGGCGGCUGGUUGGACUCGAAGGCUAGAGGUUGGGCUCGGCAGUCGGCCGGCGGCGCGGCAGGCUUCGUGGCAGGCGGCUGGAGGUUGGAUUGCGUGGACGGUUGAGGCUAGGGCACGGGGGUUGGUACGAAGCGGCGUGCAACAAUCGUCGAGUGCAGUAUCAGGUAUGAACAAUUGCUAUCUCAAUUAUGCUCAGCAGAGAGAAGUUGAGGGAGAGACGAGAGACAUUGCUUGCAUUCUUUCCUCUUUUUUUUUUUUCGGUUUUGAGAGCGUGAGAGUGAAUGGGGAGGGUUUCAUUAUUUUGUGUCGUACGUACGGGUGGUUACGUGAGAUCGUGCGAUCAUGGGUAAGGGGGGGCCGACAAUUAGAGGUAUGCGAUCAACACCUAUCACACAUCAUUAUUACUUUCUCCUCUACUAAUAUUGCUUGAUAGUUUUUAAUAUUAAACCAAAAGUGAUGUAUCAUAUACAAAAUUUUUGUACUAGAAAGUUAUUUUAAGAAGCAGUAAGAAAACCGUCCCAAAUGAAACCUUAGUCUUUAUCAUCCUAUUAUUCUAUAUAAAUAUAAAUGGUGUUGGUCACUUCCUCCUUGACUUUGAUUUGCAAGGCAAACAGUUCCUUAUGAACAUUGUUGGCGUUUAGUGUCGUACUCGACCAUUUCUUCUUCAAUAUUGCCAUAAAAAAGGCUCCUUUCUAGUGGUUUCAUGAUUGUAAUGUUUGUUCUGAGUCAAUCAAAACAGCCUUUUAUUUCUUUUUGCU
This is a messenger RNA of Dendrobium catenatum, 1373 nucleotides long. RefSeq names its product mediator of RNA polymerase II transcription subunit 22a-like. Gene Ontology annotation, biological process: regulation of transcription by RNA polymerase II. NCBI's taxonomy places the organism in Eukaryota, Viridiplantae, Streptophyta, Magnoliopsida, Asparagales, Orchidaceae. The transcript is spliced from 4 exons. The record is from RefSeq and is a predicted model, not a curated record. Gene Ontology annotation, molecular function: transcription coregulator activity. Gene Ontology annotation, cellular component: mediator complex. The coding region runs from base 111 to 566 and encodes 151 amino acids.